This is a messenger RNA of Sardina pilchardus (European sardine), 14754 nucleotides long. RefSeq names its product Snf2-related CREBBP activator protein (gene srcap). The coding region runs from base 1303 to 13134 and encodes 3943 amino acids. Gene Ontology annotation, biological process: chromatin remodeling. Gene Ontology annotation, molecular function: histone binding; ATP binding; ATP-dependent chromatin remodeler activity. Lineage: Eukaryota; Metazoa; Chordata; Actinopteri; Clupeiformes; Clupeidae. The transcript is spliced from 34 exons. Gene Ontology annotation, cellular component: Swr1 complex. The record is from RefSeq and is a predicted model, not a curated record.
AUGAAAGAACUAAAAUGCAUGAUCUGGCAACUAUUGUUAUGUGUCAUGUUUGACCCCGCGUAAUGACGUCACGGGCAUGGCACACUCCCGAGUAGAAACCAGGGAAGCGGGGUUUAUUUGCCCAUGCAUUGGUAUCAUUAAUCUGUUUCAAAAGAGAUAAUAACCGAAUGAUAGAGACUUGCCUGUGUUGCGCAUUACAUAACUUAUGAGGGAGGGGGCGCGUGCACGAGCUACCAAGAUUCUGGCUGGCUGGCUAGUCGAGACAGAAACGUUCUCAACCAAGCAGGCUCUUUGGUAGCUAGCCGCAGUUAGCUAACCAACGUUAAAUCAACAGUUCAGCAGUGAAGUUAAACGAAUAUUUAGUAGCCAUGGACAUUCUCUGCAUGUUGCUGUAAAGGGCCGUUUUUGCAUGUCAGUAUAUUAUAUCGCAGAGCAGACAAAGGUGCGGUGAAAAUUAAUAUUACAUUAAUUGAUGAUAUUACCGCAGUGUAUUGUUUAACGCCAGAAACUGAAAGACGCUUGCUGAAUGAACCAGGAACCGACGAAGGGCCUCAAGUCCAAAGCGCGCUGUGAACCGAUGGACAGUGUGCUAUCUUACCUGUCAUUCCGGGGCAUAAUUUAACUGUUCUAUUGCUCAGAUGUUAAGGUGUAUUUGAUCUCAGCAUCCUGGAAGUGGAAAGUUCAGAAGAGACCGGUCCUACACCACAGACAGGUGCAGUGUGUAGCAGGGGAGGUCCAGAGGGAGGAAGUGUCGGGGAGGAGGUGGUGCAGCAGCGCACCCCUCCGGCUGUGGCUGAGCUGGGUGGCGUCCCCGCGGCUGCGCAGAAUGUGGCCGGGCCAUCACAGCAUGCCCUGCAGCCGGUCGCCGCUGCUCCCCUCCCACCGUUGGUUAGCACUGCCGCGUCCCAACCGGACAGAGACGCAAUCGCCGAGGUUCAACCGAGCGCCGACACUAAGCCCGAGCUCCCCGCCGCCGCCCACGCAUCUGCCCUCGACCGCGUCCCGACAGGACUGGCUGCCGCCGCUCUUCAGGCCACGACGAACCACACGGACUCUGUCGAGAGACGGACUCCCGCACAGACCGCCGGCUCUGCCACCGUGCAGGAGUGGAAUUACGGGUGCGAAACGGACAGAUCAAGCCAGGGAGGGUCGGACAGACCUGGCGCUACAGUCAGCGCCGACGCGCAGGGACGUCCGCUCCCAGAGACUACCAAAUCGGAAUACAAACAGAGCUUGCCAGACUGUCCCGUCCUGCCUGGGUCAAAUCAAGCUAGUACCAGCGGCCAGGAGGAGCCUGGUGAAAUGGAGCCACCUCAAGUGGCUAGACUCACCCAGGCAGACCAGGCCAGCCACGUAUCUCAGCCUGAUGGCCUUGAGACAACAAGGCUACAGGCUCUCUCGGCUGUCUCUGACGGCAGUGAAAUCACACAGACUGAGCUCACGGAGCCCCUACACGCGACCGAGGAUGCAGGAGCAGUGCAGCUGGAUCCCGCAGGAGACCAGAGUGGUCAGCACUCCGUCGGAGACCACCCAGCCACUCUCAGGACUCCGGGAGAUUCCGCACAGCACGUGCUGCCAGGCAAUGGAAAAAGUGCCUGCUACGCUGCCAACGACGACGAUGAAAUGGACGGCUACCUGCCCAGAUGCCCCAGUGCCCUGUCCCAGGGGCAGGUUAACAGUGGUCAGGCCAAAGAGGAGGCCCUUAAAGGCCUCGCUUACAGCGCCGCUGUACAGAAAACCAUCGCGCCGCUCACUAACCUGCCUCUCAAAGCCUCUGAAAGGCCGCACGAGCCGGAUGAGCUGCAGACAAUGACUGAGCCCACGAUGGCGCACGCUGCCUUGCCAGAGAUCAACCAACACGAGUUGAGCUCAGAGAUUCUGGACACGAGUGAAACCCCUCAUCUGACCACAGGAGAGACCAACAUAAGCAUGGGUGUACAUGUAGAGCAGGUUCUUCAGAACGUUCCCAUACAUGGAGGUGUGUGUCUGGACGCCUCUGGGAAUGAGAUUCUGAGUAGCCUCUCUGCAGGUGAAUCAAAGGUGCUGGGGCACGGGACUUGCACUGAAACUAUCCUCACAGUGACUGACGGGAUACAGGCUGUAGUUACAAGCUCCACGGAUGUCAUUUUAAAUGACAGUGAGACUGUCAGUGGAGUCCUGUCCCCUAACCCCCAACAGACUAAUAGCAUUUCAAUCACACACUCUGAGACUUUGGAAGGACUGGGCUCCCAGUUGCUGUCCACGUCUCAGAUUGACCACGAACUCUUAGCUCAUCAAAUGCCGAGCCCCGUCCCGGCGGCCGACACAUUCUCCGAGAUGGAGGUGUGCACCAACGCUGAGGGCAUGAUCGAGACACAAACUACUGAAAUUCACACUCACGUGCUGAGGGACUUGGGGCAGGUCUGUUUCCUCCAGACGGACCUGGUGUCGGACCUCUCCUCCCUGCCCGUGGAAAUCCUGGAGCACGAGGUGGAGGAGGGGACGUGGUUGCAAGUCACUGAGCCUCUGGGCGACGGGGAGGUCGUGGAGUGUACCGAAGCCCAGCUGAUGGAUGUCGGCGAUGGGACGCACUGUCUGGAGACUCAAACGAUCGAGGUCUCAGAGUGCACGGUCGUCACCUAUCCCUCUGAUGCCAUCCUCAGCCACGGGCAGCUCCAUCUGCCUGACGGCUUGGAGGUACCACAAGUCUGUGAAUCCACCCUGGGCCCCUCAGUCGAGUUUCUGACGGAGGAUUUGGGAACCGAUGCCCCUAGCCCACACAAUGGAUUGGCUGGGCUCAAAGCUGAACCCGAGCCUAGCGCUGCUUCUUAUGUCGAAUCCGCCACAUCUGCGCUAACCCCCACAGCGGCUCUCGUCGAUUCCCCUGAGCAGGGGGUGGACGAGCUCCUGACGGACAACAAAGCGGAAGUAGCCCGGCCCAGUGCCAUCGACCCCAAGCUUCUCAUCCUGAAGCGCGGGGAGACGCCACUCCUGAAGCACCCGCCCGAUAUACUGGCGGUGGUGUCCAAGAAGCCAAGCCCCGUGGCUCAGGCUCUGGCCUCCACACCUGCUGCCGGAGUCUCCGCAGAGUGCCUUUCCCCGAGCACGCCCGCUGCCGCCGCCGGGCUGGAUCCAGCCCUCAUGGGCAUCUCUCUGCCUACUCCAAUUCCCCGCAAACUCACUUUCCUGUCUGAGGAGGAGGAGGCCUUAACCAGUACGGACAUGCCCUCCGAAACAGCGGAUAGUGUACUACCCCCAAACGCGGCCCCCGAUAGCCCUCCCCGUAGGUCUGACAGCCAGCCGCUGAUGGGUGGUUGGAGUGAGGUGUGCGGUUCCAUAGGGGCCAAGAGGGAGACAGCUGCUGGCUCGAAAAGGCCCAUUGGGGAGCCGAACGAGAUGGGGCAGGGCGACGGGCCCGACUCCCUUCGGUCCCCUGCGCCGUGUCGACUGGACACCAUCGCUGGAGAGAGCAGUGAUGGCGAGGUUGACCUUUCCAUGGAGAGCCAUGCUGACAGCAUGGUUACGCCCACCCAAAGAAAGGUGCGGCAAUGGAUCUCUGGGAGGGCGACUGCCGGCUCCACGCCCUCCUCCUCCCCCUCACCAUCCCCCGGCCCCUCCACCUCGGGGGACUGGACCCCCAUCCAGAUGGACCGGGCCUCGCCUCUCCGAGGGUCCCAUGGCAAGUUCCUGUCGCCCCACUCCAAGGGGGAUUCCAGCCAGUCCGACCAGACGCCCCCACAGCGCCUGCACAAGCAUGCAGACAUGGCAGAGCUCGCCAAGCAUGAAGCCGAAAUUGAACAUCGCUCGCUGGCACUGAAGCGAGAAGGCUUCUGGUCCAUGAAGCGCCUCAACCGCCUGACGGAGCCCAUCCGCCCCAAGGUGCACUGGGACUACCUGUGCGAGGAGAUGCAGUGGCUCUCCGCCGACUUCGCCCAGGAGAGGAGAUGGAAGAGAGGCGUCGCCCGAAAAGUGGUGCGGAUGGUCAUGCGCUACCACGAGGAGCUGCGGCAGAAGGAGGAGCGCGCCAAGCGUGAGGAGCAGGCCAAACUCCGCAGGGUCGCAGCCUCCAUCGCCAAGGAGGUGCGAGCCUUCUGGACCAACGUUGAAAAGGUGGUCCAGUACAAGCAGCAGUCCAGACUGGAGGAGAAGAGGAAAAAGGCUCUGGACCUGCAGCUGGACUUCAUCGUGGGCCAGACGGAGCGCUACUCCGACCUCCUCAGCCAAUCGCUGGCGGCGGCGACGGCGCCUGCCGCCAACACCGAGACCGAGACCCCCGCCUCUCCUCCGAUGCGUCCCGUGGAUGAGGACGACCACGACUUUGAGCCUCCGUGCGAGGAGGAGGACGACGAGGAGACCAUCGAGGUGGAGGAGCAGCAGGAGGGGAACGACGCGGAGGCGCAGAGGAGGGAGAUCGAGCUGCUGAGGGAGGAGGGAGAGCUGCCCCUGGACCAGCUGCUCAACACCAUCUCCUACCCACCGCCCGCUGGUUCUGAGGAAGAGUGCUCCAACAGCUCCUCAUCUGCUGUUGUGGAGGAAGACGAGGAGUUCACAGCCAAUGAGGAAGAUGCUGAAGAUGAAGAGGAGACGAUAGAAGCACAAGAGGAACAUGAAGGUGACGCCAACCAUGAGGAAGAGUUGGAUGACUUGGCCAAAGAGGGUGAAAUGAGUGUAGCGGAGCUUCUGGAGAAGUAUAAGGGGGCGUACAACUCUGACUUUGAAGAACCCUCCGGAUCUGCGUCACCUGCCACCUCUGAAGAAGAGGAGAGCACAGAGGAAGAGGAGGAGGAAGAAAGCGAGGGCGAAGACAGUGAUGACGAGACCAACAGCUCUUCAGACUCCUCAGAGGCAGUGAACAGUGAUGACGAUGUCAUAGAGGAGGAUGAGGAGGAGGUAGCUGAGGACGAUGAAGAGGAUGAAGACGAUCCCGAGGAGGGCAUGGAGGCCCUGCUGAAGGAAGGUGACCACAGCCCUCCGCUCCCCACCUCGCCUCGGCCCAAGAAAGAAAUAAGCCACAUCGCCGCCACAGCGGAGAGCCUCCAGCCGAAAGGAUACACACUGGCCACCACCAAGGUGAAGACUCCUAUCCCCUUCUUGCUGCACGGCACUCUGCGUGAGUACCAGCACAUUGGGCUGGACUGGCUGGUCACCAUGUACGAGAAGAAGCUCAACGGCAUUCUGGCAGACGAGAUGGGCCUCGGCAAAACCAUCCAGACUAUCGCUCUGCUGGCCCAUCUGGCCUGUGAGAAAGGAAACUGGGGACCCCAUUUAAUCAUUGUGCCCACCAGUGUAAUGCUGAACUGGGAGAUGGAGCUCAAACGCUGGUGUCCUGGGUUCAAGAUCCUCACCUACUACGGCAGCCAGAAAGAACGCAAGCUCAAGAGACAGGGUUGGACCAAGCCAAAUGCGUUCCAUGUGUGUAUCACCUCUUAUAAGCUGGUGCUGCAGGACCACCAGGCAUUCAGACGCAAGUCCUGGCGGUACCUGAUCUUGGACGAGGCCCAAAACAUCAAAAACUUCAAGUCUCAGCGCUGGCAGAGUCUUCUCAACUUCAAUAGCCACAGACGCCUGCUCCUGACGGGAACGCCCCUGCAGAACAGCCUGAUGGAGCUGUGGUCGCUCAUGCAUUUCCUCAUGCCGCACGUCUUCCAGUCCCACCGCGAGUUCAAGGAGUGGUUCUCCAACCCGCUGACAGGCAUGAUCGAGGGCAGCCAGGAGUACAACGAGGGCCUCGUCAAGAGGCUCCACAAGGUCCUCAGGCCCUUCCUUCUGCGCCGUGUCAAGGUGGACGUGGAGAAGCAGAUGCCCAAGAAAUACGAGCACGUGGUGCGCUGCCGUCUCUCCAAGAGACAGCGCUUCCUCUACGACGACUUCAUGGCCCAGGCCUCGACAAGGGAGACUCUGGCGAGUGGUCACUUCAUGUCUGUGAUCAACAUCCUGAUGCAGCUGAGGAAGGUGUGCAACCACCCUAACCUGUUUGACCCGCGGCCUAUCCACUCACCCUUCAUCACUGAGCCCAUCAUCUUCUCCACCUCCUCCGUCGUACAGCGGGCCCUUGAAACGUCGCCCUUUGAGCGAUGCAACCUGUCCAUGUUUGACCUGGUGGGGCUGGAGGGUCGCGUGUCCCGCUACCAGGCCGACGUCUUCCUGCCCCGUAGGAAAGUCACUACUCCCCUGGUGCAGGAGAUCAUGGACUCCCCUGAGCCGCCUCCCAGGCCCAAACCUGUGCGAAUGAAGGUCAACAGAAUGUUCCAGCCCAUGCCCAAAACAGACGGCCGCGCAUCUGUGCCGGUGAACAACCCCAGGCCUACGUGUCCGGUGGCUCCUGUCGUCCAGCCCCCGCGGCCUGCCCUCAUCACGGAGGUGCAUGCUGCCCCAGCCCCCAUCCCGGUGCAGCCACCUGCACAAGUGUGUUCGGUGAUGCCCGCUGCAGCCACUUAUGCCACUGCUGUUCCAGUGACUGUGACCCACACGGCAGCAGCUGCCCUCAGGCCUAGUGCCCCGCACCCCAUCCUGACCGUGCGACCUCCGACCCCGCUGGCCCCACCGGUCGUCUCGGCGCCCAGCAGUGUCCUCACCCAGCGGGUGCUUCUCAGCCCCGAUAUGCAGGCGCGGCUUCCAUCCGGGGAGGUAGUGAGCAUUGCUCAGUUGGCCUCUCUGGCGGGGCGACCCGUGCCCACCGGCCAGGGCAGUAAGCCAGUCACCUUCCAGCUGCAGGGCAACAAGCUCACCCUGUCAGGGACCCAGCUGCACCAGGUGCCAGUGCAACAGCCCCGGGCCCUCCAAGGCAAUGUAAUGCAUCUGGUGACCAGUGGGGGGCAGCACCACCUGAUCAGUCAGCCAGCACAGGUGGCGCUCAUCCAUACAGUCAGUCAGGCAGGCAGCAGCGCUGCCAGCCCAAGCCCAGCCCCAGUCUCCUCUGGGCUGGCCAUGCCCCUCAACGCUGCGCAAGUUCCCUCCUCCAUGGUGACCGGAUCUGGGAUUGUUAAGAUCGUUGUCAGACAGGCCGGAGGUAAAGAGACAGGGCCGGUCCCUGCCCUCGCCGUGCCCCCCUCCCCCCGCGUCGUCCCUCCGGUCACACUCUCCCUGCACCCGCACACAACCACCGCCCCGCCAGCGAGGGCGCCGCCACCUCCUCAGCGCCCUCCUGUGGCCCAGCCGACCCACUACGCUGCUCCGCCUCGCACCCCUACCUCAGCCCCAAGUGGAGCCCAGCCCCCUCGCCCGAUACUGAGGGUCCUGCAGGGACCACCUCCUGCAGCACCAGCAGCAGCAGCAACCGCAGCAGCACCGGUAGAACCAGUGCGAGUAAAUGCCACACCUGUCCCAGCGCCACGAGAGGAGAACAGCGAUAUAGUCGCGGUUCACGCAGACCCACCAAUGUCCAAACCCAGCAGUCAGCCGGGAAGCUUCUCUUUCCAGCGGCCUCGCACUCAGCCUCCACCACCCCCACGCUCACCUUUCCACAUGUCAUGGCUGGAGGACGGUCUGAAAGCUCAACGUGACGCCCGCCUUGCCCAGAUCAUUCGCGUCAACGAGUUUCACUGCAACGCCAAGCCUGUGUACGGCCAGGAGGUGCUCGACUUCCUCACCUUCCUCCCAGGCCCUGCCCCUAAACCUGCGUCGUCUGCACUCGGAAAGUGGAACCGCUCUGGCCACUCCUUCUGUCUGCUCGCCCGGUUGCAGCGGACUCAGGACCUGUGGGUCCAAAGUGAGACCCUGAGGACCGCUAUUCAGAACACAGAGGAGAGGCUCGCAGGACUUUCGGAAGUCAUUGAUAGGUUCACUUUUGCGAUCCCACCCGUGGAGGCUCAGCCCAUAACCAUGCACAGCUGCCACCCUCCUCCCUCGCUUGUGCACCAGCAGGCGCUGUUCCGCUCUGUGCUGACCACCCAGGUCACCCCGCUGCUGCGUCCGCUCCAUCGCAUCCAGUGCAACAUGAGGACCCACUUCCCAGACCUCAGACUCAUUCAGUACGACUGCGGAAAGCUGCAGACUCUUCACCUCUUGCUAAGGAGGCUAAAGACCGGAGGCCACAGAGUUCUCAUCUUCACCCAGAUGACCCGCAUGCUGGACGUGCUGGAGCAGUUCCUCAACUAUCACGGACACAUUUACCUGAGGCUGGACGGCAGCACACGCGUAGAACAGCGACAGUCUCUGAUGGAGCGCUUCAAUGCAGACCGGCGCAUCUUCUGUUUCAUCUUGUCAACCCGCAGUGGUGGCGUGGGUGUCAACCUGACGGGGGCGGACACUGUGGUGUUUUAUGACAGUGACUGGAAUCCCACUAUGGAUGCUCAAGCCCAGGAUCGCUGCCACAGAAUUGGGCAAACCAGAGAUGUGCAUAUCUACAGGCUUAUCAGUGAACGCACCGUUGAAGAGAACAUCUUGAAGAAAGCGAAUCAGAAAAGGAUGUUGGGUGACAUGGCCAUAGAGGGAGGAAAUUUCACCACUGCAUUCUUCAAACAGCAAACCAUCAAGGAUUUGUUUGAUGUGACCGAGGGGGAAAAGAAGGAGGCAGAAGUAGCUCCGCCUCCAACAGAGGAGGAGGACAUUAAUAAACAUCAUACCACUAUUCUGGAGCAGGCCUUGUGUAGAGCUGAAGAUGAGGAGGACAUAGUGGCUGCAUCUCAGGCCAAAGCAGAACAGGUGGCUGAAUUGGCAGAGUUCAAUGAGAGCAUCCCAUUGGAUGAUGGAGCGGAGGGAGUGGCUCGUGACCAGGAAGAAGAGGAACUCUCUAAAGCCGAGCAAGAAAUUGCUGCUCUGGUAGAACAGCUCACACCUAUUGAGCGGUAUGCCAUGAACUUCUUGGAGGCCUCUCUGGAGGACGUUUGCAAGGAGGAGCUGAAGCAGGCAGAGGAGCAAGUAGAGGCUGCCAGAAAGGGGCUUGAUCAAGCCAAAGAAGAGGGCUUGAAAUUGCAUCAGUCGUCUGACAAUGAUGAAGACGACUACUCACCAAUACCACAUACCCCUGAGGAUAUGUUCCAGACCACACCUGCCCGUCGCACACGGAAGCACAAGGAGAAGGGUGCUCCCUCCACUAGAGCCAGUGGGAGGCUGAGAGGGGCUCCUGCAAGAACUGAUGAAGACUCUGCCCUAUCCCCAGCGAGCACAUCAGCUGAGCUUGAGAGAGCAAAUGCCUCUAUGUCUGCUCCCACCCCACCCAGACAAGUGCCUGACCAACGUAGAGCCCCGCGAGGUAGACCGCCUAGCAAAGAAGCUGCGACACCUACCAUUCCUGCCCGAACAGAGACCUCCAAGAAUCAAGCUCCGUCAAGUGUAUCCUCAUCCCGACACACAGACUCGACAAGCCCAGCUUCCCCACUGAAAGACGUGCCCGGUAAAUCCAGAGCCACACCUUCUCCCCUCCGCCAGAGUUUGUCCCCACCGAGCUCAGUGCCUUCCACUGCCGCCUCCCCUGCAGCAGGGAGAUCCCAUGCUGAACACGCUGCUCCUGCUGGCCAAGAGCGUGUUGAGGAGGUGAGAGGAGAGGUGCAGUCAGGUGCGUCUGGGCUGCAGGUAGACCAUGCACCAGUGUCCUCUGCAAGGGAGAGGGGAGUGUCUGUAUCCUCGGGAUCCAUUUGUUCUCCCGAGCAUCAGUCCGACUUGGAGGGCAGAGACCUAGAUCAGCCGAGCCAACACUCCAACACCCUCUCACCCAGCAUGGCAUCCCGCUCGCCUCGUAAACGCCAGUCAGCUGAUGGUGAGGUCCUCAAAGGCCUUCCAGAAGAUUCUCCAUCUGCCAAGGUCCUACGGAAACUUCCCGGUCGCCUCGUUACAGUUGUUGAGGAGAAAGAGAAACAACCAAGGCGGAGGAGGAGGAGAGGAAGUGGCGGAGCGGGACACACCGAAGGGUCCUCAGAGGAAGCAGAACACACAGAGUCAGAGCGAGACACUGGCCCGUCCUCGCCAGAUAAAACAAGUCACGCUUCUCGAGAUAAAGACACUCCCAAGUCACCUGCAGUCUCUAGUCCCCUUCCACAGCCACAAGAGAAAGAACAAGUAUCACCUGUGUCACUUGGAAGUCCUGGGAAAGUAUACCACCCCUACUCUCCUACCAACCCUUCUCCAGAUAUGCCUGUUCUCAGAAACUUGCCUGUCCGGCGGCGUCUGGAGACAGAAUCCCGAAUGGCUGCUCAGUUAGGGGAGCAGCAUGGAGUAGGAAGAGGGAGAUGGCCCUCCGACCGAAGGCAGAGCCUAUCACCAAAUCCGCCAAAGAGACAGGACAUGAGUCCUACUAAGGACAGCACUCUGGCCCCAGCGACUGCAAACACUGAUAACCCAGUACCAGUGAAGCGCAAGCCAGGACGGCCUCCCAAGCGUCCAGUUGAACAAACCGUUCCUCCACCAGCAAAACCUGUGAUUGUGGAGAAAGAUGCUCCUGUCUCGCCAAAACGGAAGAGGGGUCGGCCCCGCAAGGACUCCACAAUUAAGCUAGAUGCCAUUCGUGCUGCUCAAUCUUCGAACCCUCCAACUCCUUCAAAUCCUCCACCUCCUUCAAAAUCCAUACCUCCUUCAAAUCUUCCACCUCCUUCAAAAUCCACACCUCCCUCAAAUCCUCCACUUCCUUCAAAAUCCACACCUCCCUCAAAUCCUCCACCUCCUUCAAAAUCCACACCUCCCUCACAUCUUCCACCUCCUUCAAAAUCCAUGCAUCCUUCAAAUCUUCCACCUUCUUCAAAAUCCACACCUCCCUCAAAUCCACCACCUCCUUCAAAAUCCUCACCUCCCUCCAAUCUUCCACCUUCAAAUCCUCCACUUCCCUUAAGCCCUCCACCUCUUUCAAACCCUACACCUCUGUCAAACGCUCCACCUCCUUGUAGUCCUAAAAGCAUGCAAUCUGGUCUUAGCUUACCAAGAUCCUCUUUAUCCAGUCUCCAAGAGGCCCCUUCAGAGAGUGUUCCUGUUCACACACCACUACCCUCAUUACCUGCCAAAGCUGCUGACAAAACUUGGCUACCUAAACCAGUCACUGAGACCAACAUCACCCAUGUCACAUCACCCACACCUACAAGUAACUCGCUGACCAAUGAAACGCCAACAGCUAUGCUUGCACAGUCCAAAUCUAGUGAAUCCCAGACCAACACAUCACCAGCACCAGUACUUCCUCAGCCUACAGUCAGCAAGUCUCCAUGUGUGACUUCUUUCCCCUCUGCACAACCAACAGCCACCUCUGACUCGAAGACCACAUCUGCUAUACCUGCUUUGCCAGUGGAACCCAAGCCAACGGUCACUCAGAUCCAUUUAUCACCCGCAUCUCCUUCACAACCCAAAGUGAGGGAGACUGCGAUACCCUCUACUCACGAGGUUUCACAACCCUCCCAGAGCAAUACUCAGAAAAUUGUAACCACACUACCCCAAGUCCCACAAUCCACAUCAAGUGACUCUAAUACAAAACCAAUCACUGAGUCUAAGAACUCACAAAUUGACACGACCCUUGAGCCCAAAGCCUCUGUUCAGGUCACACCAUCACCUGCUGAACAACAGACUGAUCCCGUGUGUGCUCCAACUCCCACACCUGCCGAACCUGAACCUCCUCCAGCAUCGGAGCCUUCUCAGGAGCCUGCUCCUGCUCUGCCAAUCCCUCAAGAUGCCCUGGAGGUGCAGGACAAAGAAACAGCUGAACUACUUGCACAUGAAAAGACAUCAGACAAGAAGGAAGCCGCAGAGACUGACACAAAGGAGGAUGGUGAGAAAGAAAUAGAAGAGCCAUCUCUUAAGCCCCAGUCAAAGCGAAGGCGAGUGGAGAGUUUACCUGAAGAGCAAGAGUCUGUGUCUGUAGCUCCUGAGGCUAAGACUGACACAUUUGCCCAGAGCGAGGGAACUAGUAACCAAAGCAGAGACGAGGGUAAAACAGAUGGCAAAGAUGGAAUUAAGUCCUCAAAGAAAAGAGCCAUUAGCCGACAGAGCAGCCAGGACUCUGUUCGUUCCUCUUCACCUUCUUCUGUAUCAUCAGCUGGUACUCGUUCAUCAAAGAAGGUGACAGACAACAGGUCUACAAAGAGGAAAAGAGGUGAAGCUAAAACAGCUGGCUCAGAGGAUGAAAAGAAACCUAAGAUACAAAGGCGGCGAUCAAACUCUCCAUCCUCCUCUUCGGACUCUGACGACUCCUCUCGUAAAGAAAAGCGUCUCACACGUGCUGAACGAAAAAAGCAAGAGAAGGAGAACCACAGUGAGAGUGAUGGGAGGAGUAGUGACAGCAGACGUGGACGAAGGUCCAAAAAGGAGCAAGCAGCUGCAAAUGCCACAGGGGGUGAUUCUGGUAGUGAAACCUCCACAAGAGUCAUCCGCAAAUCCUCAGGCCCUUCAUCAACGAAGUCUGGCACCACCACACCUGUGCCCUCAACACCACCUCCCCAACCUGAGGUCUUGGGCAAGCGUUGCUCAGCCCUCAAUGCUGCUGCCAAGCUUUUGGCCAUGAGAGGCCGGGCAGGUGAUACACCCCGUCCCAGUAACAAAGUGAAAGCGGGUGACAAGCAAGAGUCCCCGACAUCAUCUGAGAAAAGCACUAAGUCAAAAGGAAAGGGCACACAGGGGUCCCCCCAGACCAACUCAUCUGGUAGUAGAGGAGGAAGUGGUAGACAGACGCCCACAAACACUCCGCUCACCACUCCGGAGUCGACUAGGUCUAUUUCACGGUCCACCAGGCAGCGUCCCGGUAGCCUGUUGCCCCCACUUGACGCCGAGAACAAGAGGGCAAAGAGAGACAAGAAAAAGAACGAGGAGAGGAAGGAAGAUGGAGAGGACGAGAACAGGGAGUCCCGCUCCUCACGGGGGCACAGCGCCUGCAGCAGCAUUAGCAGCGACCGGGGGGCCGGAAGCAGCAGGAGCCGCAGCAGCAGCAACAGCAGCCAGUGCACCCCCAGCCUCAGCUCCCAGAGCACAGGGCCCCAGCGUCCGCGAUCUAGAGCAACCUCCUCCGGCAGCGAUACUGAGAGAGGGAAGCAGAGCCAUAGCAAGUCAGGUGAGAGGCGGGGAAGAAAGAGUCACAGGGAAACCCGCUCGCAAAAACAUGAUAGGUCUGAGCUGAGUGGGGGGUCCGCGGAGGGGACCCCAGACAGGGUGCUACGCAGCGUGGCUGCCCUGGCAGCAGCUCAGGCCCGUUCCCCAGCCUGCAACACCCGCUCCUCCGCCACCCAACACCGACAUACCAAGACGUGAUUGGGUGGGUGGAGGAGAUAUCAAUACAGCAGUUAAGGGGAAUAAGGGACGACGACCAGAGCGAAGCCACAGAGGGUGAAAGACAGUGAAAUGUUUUAACGGGUAUUAAGAUUAAAGAGGGGGGGUGAAGGGAGUCGCCAUUCUGUAAUCAGAUAAAGGGCAGUGGAAUGUCUACUGUACAGUGUAAUGAAGACUGAGCUCCCUCACUCUCAGGCCCUCUCCUCUUCUCCCGCUAGGCUGUCUACAGCGUGGAGAUGGCUCAGAGACACAGGACUGAGGUGGAAAGGGGGACUUCCUUUUUACAGAAAAUGUGACAUUGCAGCUAAGAUGGCAUGUCUGUACAGAAGAAAACUCAAAAUCCCAGAGACACGUUGGACACCUGCGGAUUUGGACAAUAGCUGAGAGUUAUUGUUAGUUCACACUAUGUACUGUAAUCAUAUAAAGACUGGAAUACUAAGAGAGGUCUGUGUAAAAGAGAAGUUGUAGAUUGUACCCUUUAUACAGUUUACUUGUGCUUUAAGGGUAACUGAAAAUGUUGUCUAUUCUGUAUCCAGAAGAUUUUUCAGUGGAGGGAGAAAAGCUUUUAUGACAGUUGGGUUCUAAAAAAAAUGUUAUGGCAGUUGUUUCAAUCUGUCAGUUCAUCAGUUUAAGGAUAUUCUGUGGAUUUCUCCAGGGUAUGAAAGAGAGCAGGUCUGUAAAUGUUAUCUUUGCUGCACUAUGCUGGAGUUUGUCUUUGCUUGGACCUCCCCGUCUUGUGUAAUUCUUUUUUUUCUAUCCAUUUAUUUUAAAUCCAGCCUGCACAUUUUUUUUUCAUGUUGCACAUCUGAGAAAAUGUCCCAGGCGUUGGAGUUUUUUUUUUCUUUUUUUUUUUAAUUCAUCAAUUUCAAAUCAAUUACUUCCGACCUGGUACCUCACACAGUGCAGUUUUUGUCAGCUCUAAAUGUGUCCUAUCUCUUGAGCUUGUGAUGAAUCUUGAAGAUAGUACUUAAUUUGCUCGCUGUUGAUGCCGAAAAAUGGGAGACAAACCUCAGUAUGUUUUCUCUUCACUUAUUAUCCAAAGUAACAGUCAUAAUGGUCAUUGUCAUUAAAUUUUAUUCUCAAUUAAUCCUGAAUCAGUGUGAUCUAAAAAGAGAGUGCCUGUUUUUGAGGGUGGGUGGGGAUCCUUGAUUGCCUUGUAAAAGAAAUUACAAUUAGGAUUGUGAAUAUAGGUUACUGUGUUCUGCGGAAGAAAAAAAACAGUAAGUUAGGUUACCAGAGAAGAACCCCUGCUGCCAAAUUGAAACAAACCAAUUUGAUGCACUGUUGCUGCAGUCACCUUUUUUUUUUUUUGUUGUUGUUUUUUUGUUUUUGCUUUUCCUUUCUUGAAAAGAUGCUUUGGAACGACAUGUUUCAGGACAUGUUGAACCUUUAGAAAGGAUGAUAAAGGCUUUUUAAAUCACAGAAGGUCAAUUUAAGGCUCAAGAUGUUUGUAUUUUGGGAAAUGGGUUGAAUAUGGUGUUGGUCUUAUUUUUAUUUGUCUCUUUCAUUUGUUACAUUCCUUUUUGUUCCCUUGUAAUUCCACAUUGUUUUACUUGAAAGAUAAAAGAAAAUACAUUGAAUAAAAAGACCAAAAGUAAUUUA